AUGAAAUUUCUUAAAAAAGUUGAAUUAGCGGAGUCAGAGUUAACAACACAAAAAUAUGAUUUGGUAGUUAAUGAUAAAUCAAAACAAGCUUUGUUCAACCUUAAGGACUUAUUAAAGUUGAAUAUUGACAAAUUAGGAUUUGACUUAAUUAGAAACUUAAUCGUUAUAAAUUUUAAUGUUCACCAAAAAAUUUGGACAGUAAGUGGAGCUUUCAACCGAUUAUUGUCAUUUGUUUUACCAAUUAAUUCCAUAUCUCAAUCUAUUUUAUUUUCAAUUGUUUCAAAUGGAUUGUUGUUUAGUUGGGGUACACCUAUUCAUUUCUAUAGUGAAUAUAUUGUAUCAAAAUUUCCCCAAAAACAACCACCUUCAAUUUGGUUUCUAAAUAGUGUUACAAGAUUAAUUUUGAAAAGCAUUUCAGAUCUGUUUAAAAUAUUUGGAUUUUUGAUGUUAGCUAAAUUUGCUCAAAGAUUGCCCAUUUGGCAAAUUUCUUUAGGAUUUAUGAUUUGGUUAGUGAUUAAAGCAUCAUUAGUGCCUUUAUUUUUCAAAUAUAUGUUCCCUGGAUUUUUGAAGCCAGUUCCAAAAGGUGAAUUAAGAGAUGAAUUGACAAAAGUUUGUUCACAAGUGAAUUAUAAUCCCGAUACAAUAUAUUUAUCUGAAAUUUUCAUGGGCGUUGGUUAUAACUAUUUACCCAAUCGUGUUACAAUAAACAAAAGAAUCACUGAUAAAUUUACUCCAAAAGAAUAUUCAUCUAGAGUUUUACUGGCCAUUUAUUCAAUUAAAUUAAAUUCAAAUCUUAAACAGGAUCUAAGACAAGUUGCUGAAUUAUAUCUUAAUUUAGUAAUUUUUGACAGCUUUUUAAUGAAUGAUAACACAAUAUUAACACAAUUUGGAUUCUUAGAAAAUCAAGAUGGUUUGUUGUUUAUCAAAUACUUGUUAUUUAAUCAAAUUUUCAUACCCUUAAAUUUGGUUAUUUUGUCAUUACAAAGAUACUUUAACAAAUUGAGUACUCAACAAAUUGAUGAAGAAACUUUUAAAAUUUACAAACAAGAUUAUAUCAAUUACUUGAAGAAGUCUACAAUUAAUAGUGAUUUAGAAUUUUUUGAAAAUGAUUGUCUUUAUGAAUUUUAUUAUUCAAAAGUUCCAGGUACUGCCAAAAGAAUCAAACACUUGACAGAAAAUAUCAAGACUAAUAAUACUAACAAAUAA
Messenger RNA from Lodderomyces jiufengensis, 1206 nucleotides. RefSeq lists its product as uncharacterized. The record is from RefSeq and is a predicted model, not a curated record. Lineage: Eukaryota; Fungi; Ascomycota; Pichiomycetes; Serinales; Debaryomycetaceae. Bases 1 to 1206 code for a protein of 401 amino acids. The transcript has 2 exons.